GCUGGAGGUACGAGCUUGGUGCUACGGCGCAUUUGCCAGUAUCAACGGUCUGCGUUUAUCGACUAUCAUGUAUGCUGUGGCAAAUGCGAUCCAUUGACUUCAGACAUAAGAAUUCUCGUGGGCUUUUUCGUAAACGCUACCAUCGUCAAUCAUGAUGGAUGUUCAGACCCAGUACAAAGUAACGCCUGCUACCGGCGAUGAUUGUAAAAAUCAAACACCACCAACUUUACUCUCAAGUUUGAGAAGCGUUCUUUUCGUAAUUGGAACCGUAGUGAUCGGAUUCGCCGCAUUCUGCAACUCACUAACAUGGCAUUUACAAAGAUUUUGGGGAGCCUCUGGUGAUUUCUGGCAAGCGCAAUGGGACAAAAUCUUAGAUAAAUUAGGAAAUGAUCCUGUCACGCUUUGGGUUCACGGCUCAUUAGGAUUAACUUUUUUUGUAUACUGGUUCUUCGGCGGGAUUUACACAAUUCUGGACAUAACUAAUCGACCAGUUGCUUUACGAAGAUAUAAAAUACAACCGGGUACGAACGAACCAGUUGACACAAGAGAAUUGUGCAAAGUAAUCGCUCAAGUACUGUUCAAUCAGAUCAUUGUUGGAGUUCCUCUAGCGUACGUCAGUUAUCACUUUAUGGAAUGGCGCGGUUAUCCCUCUGUACGCGAAUUGCCGACCUUUCACUGGGUGCUUGUUGAAAUCGCCAUUCACAUAUUGUGUGAGGAAAUUGGAUUUUAUUACUCACAUAGAUUUCUACAUAGCCGCUAUCUCUAUAAGUAUAUACAUAAGCAGCAUCACGAAUGGACAGCUCCCAUAGCUGUAACAUCGCUAUAUUGCCACCCUUUAGAACACAUUGGCUCGAAUCUAUUACCACCGUUUUUGGGAGUAUUCAUCGUAGGUUCUCAUGUGGCUACUGCUUGGCUUUGGUUCUCGCUUGCUAUUCUUUCUACAUUAAAUGCUCAUUCUGGUUACCAUCUACCGUUCUUUCCAUCUCCAGAAGCUCACGAUUUUCACCACUUAAAAUUUAAUCAGUGUUUUGGAGUUUUGGGAGUAUUGGAUCGAAUCCACGGAACAGACACGCAGUUUCGUAAUUCCAGAGCUUACCAACGUCAUGUAAUGAUGCUUAGCUUGGUUCCACCAAGAGAAGCUUUUCCAGACGAAGUAAAGUAUAAAUCUAAGUAGGAAGUAUUUUAUUGAACUUCGUGAAAAAAGUUCAAUAUAAUAUGUUUAAUAUAGAAAUGCAGUAUAAGGUAUUUCUAUAUUUAUAGUAUUUUUCUUUUUUUUUUUUCUUUUAUUUUAAUCGUUAAAAACAAUUGAUUAAUUAACAAGGUGUAGUAAAAGUUAACAUUUUUCAAUGAUUGACAUUCGUCUAUUAUGUACUUUACUUAUUAUUUUUCAUUAUUAAAACUGCGUAUUUUUUAUUAUUAUCAACUUGUAAGCAAUUUAUUAUAAACUUUACAAUGGUGUGAUUGUAAUAUUAUUAUUAAACAAUUUUUUUUAUACGAAAAAUGUAAUUUUGUGAAGUAUUUUUAACGAAACAGAUAUAAAAAAAAUCGUUCUAAACUUAUAACUAUGUUUUAUUACAUUUGUUUUUUAAAUUUAAAUCUAUAAAAAGAAAAUCCUGAUAUUAUAAGAAUUUUAUCAUAAUGGAUGAAUUUUAGAUUAUUAGAAUAUCUUUUUUACGACAAAUACACUGUUGGAAAAUUUAGAAAUAUAUCAGAUAUUUCAUCGGACAUUAUCUUGUUAAUAAUUACAUAACAUAGCAAUAUUCUGGAAACAUCUAUAUACUUGACAAAAUUAUGUUUGUAUUGAAAUUACAACAUUAAGAAAACUAUUUGUGACAAUUGCUAUUUUUAUAUUUAAUUCGAUAAUAAAAGCAAUAAAUUUAAUCUAA
This is a messenger RNA of Frieseomelitta varia, 1886 nucleotides long. Its product is annotated as fatty acid hydroxylase domain-containing protein 2. The transcript is spliced from 6 exons. Gene Ontology annotation, biological process: sterol biosynthetic process. NCBI's taxonomy places the organism in Eukaryota, Metazoa, Arthropoda, Insecta, Hymenoptera, Apidae. Gene Ontology annotation, molecular function: C-4 methylsterol oxidase activity; iron ion binding. The record is from RefSeq and is a predicted model, not a curated record. Bases 152 to 1174 code for a protein of 340 amino acids.